Zingiber officinale is the source of this 1818-nucleotide messenger RNA. RefSeq names its product receptor-like protein 51. The transcript has a single exon. Gene Ontology annotation, molecular function: protein binding. Bases 35 to 1345 code for a protein of 436 amino acids. The record is from RefSeq and is a predicted model, not a curated record. Lineage: Eukaryota; Viridiplantae; Streptophyta; Magnoliopsida; Zingiberales; Zingiberaceae.
CUCACCGGCUCUCGCACUCGUACUCUGCGCUCAAAUGGAGCGUCGCGCGGCCGCUCUUCCGCUGCUACUGGCGCUGCUAUCUUCAUACGUUUGGACCGGCGGCGGCCGUGGCACCAGCCCGAUUCCGCCGCCCGCCGCCUCCCAGUUGUCCCCCGUUGCCUCCCUGGCCGCGGCAGUUGCGGGCGGGUCCACCCUCGACCCCCGCCAGCUCGCGGCUCUUCAGUCCUUGGGCUUCCCCAUCUCCGUCGACCCCUGCGCUGCCCCCUCUCCACUCGGUAACGCCACUGCAUGCGACGACGACGCGCCAUUCCGCCACCUCGUCUCCCUCCGCCUCGCCAACUGCUCCCCAGACCUCGACAUCCCCUCCACCGCCCUGCGCGCCCUCUCCACCCUCCGCUCCCUCGCCUUCUUCCACUGCCCGAUCGCUGCCCCGAGGCGCCUUCCGCCCUCCCUCCUCGCUUCCCUCCGCCUUUUCUCCUGCGUCGCCUCCCUCUCCCACCUCACUGGCCUGUGGCUCUCCCGCCUCGAGAACCUCACCGAACUCUCCGUCGUCGGCGUCCCCGUCUCCUCCAGACGCGGAGCCUCCGUGAUCCUCUCCAAAAUGCUCGAUCUUCGCUCCGCCACAAUCUCCUCCGCCAACCUCUCCGGCGUCCUUCCCCGCUCUUGGCACGCCCUCGACCUCGUUCACCUCGACCUCUCCGCCAACCGCCUCAGCGGCCCGGUCCCGAGCUCCGUCUCCGUGCUUGGCUACCUCGAAAUCCUAAACCUCAGCUCCAACGCGCUCACCGGAACCCUACCCAACACCGUCGGCAACCUCGCAGAGCUAAAAAUCGCAACUUUAGCAUACAAUUCGCUUUUCGGCCCCAUACCCGAUUCAAUGUCGCAGCUCUCGGCGCUUGUCCACCUCGAUCUCAGCUCGAAUCACUUCAACGGAAGCGUCCCAAGUUUCCUAUCCGAGAUGAAAGCCCUUGAGUUCUUAAAUUUAGAGAAUAACAACUUCCAAGGAGUCCUUCCCUUCAACGCCUCCUUCCUGCGGAGGCUCAAGGUCUUCAAGGUGGGCGGCAACAGCAACCUCUGCUACAACCACACUCUGCUAUCCUCCAAGCUAAACCUGGGGAUUGCCCCUUGCGACAAGUACGGGCUACCGGUGUCGCCGCCGGUGGACCGCUCAGACUCGUCGGAUUACUCCGACGACGACAAUGACGAGGACAGCGGAGACAAAGGCGGCGGCGGUGCCGGAACCCACCACACGCCAAGUAAGCUGGUACUGGGAGUGGCCAUCGGCCUCUCCUGCUUUGUGUUCUUGGCCAUCUUCCUUGUUUGCCUCUCCAAGGCUUGUGGCUGAAGCAGAAGGCUUACUACUGAUUCAAUUUCAAUAUCUUGAACAAAAUUCCUGCUUUGUCUGUUUAAUUCUCUUCGAUCCGAGGGCAAUCAUCAAUGUGAAAAAUAUUCUUAGCACUCUACUCCUAGAAAAUGAGAAAAAAAGAGAGCAAAUUUUUAUUAGUAGACAGACUUGUAGAUUGAACAGAUCAAACUCUUGGAUAUAGAAAACUGGAAUUUUUUAAAAUCAGCUAGAAUCAUAUCGAGAGUUACUUGAGUUAAUAAGUCGGCAGAGCUUUAAAGGUCUGUACUCCUCAUUUUUUUUAUUUCUGAUCUCUUACAGACAUUGGUGGCAUCAUUUUUUUUUUCUGAACUGGUUCUUUUGUAUUUUACUGCCACAUUGGGUACUUGCUGCUUCGCCGUUGUGUACUAUAUCUAUUUCCUUGUUGCUGUAUUUAUAUUGUGCUCAUGUUAUGAUUCUUUCUUGCCUUUUCUACA